Molecule: messenger RNA, 528 nt
Organism: Lactuca sativa (garden lettuce)
Lineage: Eukaryota; Viridiplantae; Streptophyta; Magnoliopsida; Asterales; Asteraceae
Molecular function (GO): protein dimerization activity
Source: RefSeq, a predicted model, not a curated record
AUGCAACUUCAAGAGCUGAACCAACGCUUUAAUGAAGCAAACACGAAUUUACUUCUUUGUAUUGCUUGUUUGUGCCCAAGUGGAUCUUUCAAAGCCUUUGAUUUAGAAAAAAUAAUGAAAAUGGCUUCACUUUAUCCGGAAGAGUUUCCUAUAGAAUAUGAUCGUCGAGUUCUUGAAGUGGAACUUGGAAAUUACAUUAAAGAUAUGCGAGAAGAUGAACGAUUUAAUGAUUUGAAGAGUAUUGGAGACCUUGCCAAAAAGAUGGUUGAAGAAAAGAAGCAUAUAAUAUUUCCUAAGAUUUACCUUCUUAUGAAACUUGCAUUGAUCUUACCCGUAGCAACAACAAGUGUAGAACGCGCAUUUUCAGCAAUGAAGUUAAUAAAGACUGAUAUACGCAACAAAAUGAGUGAUCAAUUUUUGAGUGGUAGUUUAGUGUCUUAUAUUGAAAAAAAUGUAUUAAAAGGUAUUGGCAACGAUGCAAUUGUGACAAUGUUUCAAAAUAUAAGACCUCGUAGGGUUCAAUUGUAA